UAAUGAUCAGUUAUAUCUCCGAGAACAGAAACUGGCCACAUGCAAUCACAACCACUGGCAAUCUGUUUGACGAAAGGUUCCCAACAUUCGUUAUCCCAUCGCCGUCUUACCAAUAAUAGCGUUUUACUUCUUUGCACGCAAUGAAAACCACUAUGCACGCAUUUCUGAAAUAAAUAUAUGCUAAUGAAGAAAAAAUGGAAAAUCUCCAACACCUAUACAUAAUCUUUCAAAUUUCGCAAAAAGGUUCAAAAAUCAUCUGAAUGAUGAAGGACUAAAUUAAUUAUACUACAAUAUUCUACCAAAUGAAAUCUUCUGUUCUAGAUUUUAGGAAGGGGCCAGGGGCGAUUGUCAGCAUGGACCGCUAUUAAACAUAUACUCCACGCGGUAGUAUAUCGGUGUGUGGUAGGUACUUAUCCAAUUGACAGUGCCCCCGUCUGACAUAGUUCAGUCGUCGACGAACUUAGGAUGGUCUGACUGCGUUUCUACCAACAGUGAUGUUUUUGCGAUUCUAUUCUUCUGAUGAAUUGCGUACUUCCACCGUGUGCUUCUUCUAAUCAUAUAAACACCAUAUCAAAAAUAAAUAGUGAAGGGAAGAUUGAAAUAUUGAUAUAUAAAAAAUCGACAUGAUGAUUCCUGUAAAUGUGUCCAGAGACACUGUGUUUUGGUUUACUGAUCUAGUGAGAACAAAUAACGCGGUCAAGGUUGGUCAUUGUCAGUGAACUGAUUCCUUUUCUGGCUAUCAAUAGACGAGCUAAAAAAUCGGUUGAUCCGACAGCUUUCUUUUGGAACAAACACAUAUUCAAUGUGAGGAGAAAUGCGAGAGAACAAAUGCAAUUGACAUGGCAGCCGACUUGUAUGCGAAUGGAUCCGUGAAGUCAACGUCCGACAGUUUCAAAAUAUUUAAAAAAUAAAAUUCACCGUCUCACAAGAAUAUAAUAAGGGAGAAUUGGUAGGGGAUUAUUUUUCAUUUAACACAAAGAACUUGUAUAUGACUAUGUUAAGGAAGAAUGCGUACGGGUUCCUUAUGUUUAAAGAGACAAUUAGAUCAUACUGAAUUGCGGGCAACAUGAGGCAACAUAAGACGGGCACGCUUGGCGCCGCGGCGCCUAUAUCUACAGAGGAGGAACGAUUGAAAUUUCAAGACAACAGGUUCUUAACAACAUUAGUUCUUGGUAGAAAUAGAAAAAUUUCACCAGAGAUUCUACCUUCCUGUUCACCGGGGAUAUUCCGACAGAAAUCAUUCCGCGCCUCAACUCCGCCAAAAAACGCGAACAUACCUGCGGCAAAUAACCAUCAGCGCGCAAGCGUCGAUACAAGAGGUCCACGUGAGCCUAAAACACCUAACAGUGGCACACGUUUAAAGAGCGGUGUGUUGCUACUUGCGCGGGGCGCCCGAAAUACCAGCAAGCACGCACGUUUUGGUACAGCACUGGCGAACAAAAUGGCGUCCUCGAGCUCCACCACGGUUGUGCAGGGUUGGCCGAACACCAAGGACGACUAUGAGCUGAAAGAGGUUAUUGGCGUAGGUGCCACUGCUGUAGUACAUGCAGCAUUUUGCAUUCCACGGCAAGAAAAAUGUGCGAUCAAAAGAAUAAACUUAGAAAAAUGGAACACAAGCAUGGACGAACUUUUGAAAGAAAUACAGGCAAUGUCCUCCUGCAAUCACGAAAAUGUAGUCACGUAUUAUACGUCAUUUGUCGUAAAAGAGGAGCUUUGGCUUGUUCUGAGGUUGCUAGAGGGUGGAUCUCUAUUGGACAUUAUCAAACAUAAAACGAGAACUACAAAUUGUAAACAUGGAGUAUUUGAUGAAGCUACAAUAGCGACAGUCCUACGAGAAGUGCUUAAAGGCCUCGAAUAUUUUCAUAGUAAUGGACAAAUACAUAGGGACAUAAAAGCCGGUAAUAUCCUACUAGGAGAAGAUGGCACUGUCCAGAUAGCUGAUUUUGGUGUUAGUGCCUGGUUAGCAACCGGUCGAGAUUUGAGCAGACAAAAAGUUAGACAUACAUUUGUGGGCACACCUUGUUGGAUGGCACCUGAGGUCAUGGAGCAGGUGAGAGAGGACCAUGGUUAUGAUUUCAAAGCAGAUAUUUGGUCACUUGGCAUCACUGCCAUUGAAAUGGCUAGUGGCACUGCUCCAUAUCAUAAGUAUCCACCAAUGAAAGUGCUCAUGUUGACUUUACAAAAUGAUCCGCCAACUUUAGAUACUGCUGCCGAUGAUAAAGAUCAAUAUAAAGCUUAUGGCAAAACAUUCCGAAAAAUGAUCGUCGAUUGUUUGCAAAAAGAUCCGACAAAAAGACCAACAGCAACAGAAUUGUUGAAACAUCCAUUUUUCAAAAAAGCAAAAGAUAAAAAAUAUUUACAACAGACUUUGGUAGCUUGUGGUCCUAGUCUUGAAACUCGAGUGCAAAAGGCUUCGAAAAGACAACCUGGCACAUCGGGACGUUUGCACAGAACAGUUACAGGAGAGUGGGUUUGGUCUUCAGAAGAAGAAGAUAGUGUGUCUAGUGGUGAUGAAAGCAAAGAAGCUUUGCCAGUUAAUACAAUUGAAAAUGUAUCUAGUAGUGACGAAGACGAAGAAGAAUUCUUUGGACGAUUGAAAUCAGCACAAAGCCAUAUUGUUGUGCAGCAUGAACCAAGUAUUCCUAUAAAUUUGGUGUUAAGAUUACGUAACCAAAAGCGAGAGCUUAACGAUAUUAGAUUUGAAUUUGCUGUUGGAGUGGAUUCUGCCGAAGGAAUCGCAGCAGAAUUAGUUGGUGCAGGAUUGGUUGAUGGCAAAGAUAUUGUUGUGAUAGCAGCGAAUUUGCAAAAACUCAUAGACAGUGCCGGCCAGUUACGAACAGUAACGUUUUCAUUGAAUUCUGGUCAUGCACCCAAUGAAGUACCAGAUGAUAAAGCAUUAAUAGGAUUUGCUCAAAUUUCCAUCACUGAUUAAAACAACAUAUAGAAAUUUUUGAACUUUUGCAGAACAUCAUUAUUAGGAAUCAGUUCAGAGAAUAGAAAGUAUCAAAAGCUGAUCGAUUCUUUCGAUAUCUGAAAAUAAUUUUUAAAAAAUUAAUAAUUCAAACAAUAAACUAUUGGUUUUUAUUGGUUUUUCUUUUUCACAGCUUUUGUUACUUUCACUUUAUCAGAGUUCUUACAUAAAGCAAAGAAUACAGAAUAUAGAUAUUGAAGAGAAUUCAUUUAUGAAUGAACUGCUUGAAUGCGUAUUCAAAGCUGCCUACAGAUAAGAGUUUUUGAAAAAAAAAUCGUUUGAAGAUCUUUACUGCUGAAUAGAAAAUAGAAUCGUUAAUCGAAAAGUUGAUAUUAAUAGACAAGAAAACUGUCCGAAAUUAAUCAGAGUUAUUUGUAAACUCUGCCAGUUAUUCAAUUCUGAACUCUUAUAAAAAUGGCAAAAAUCCAAUUUCGUAAUGGCUUAAGUUUCACUUGCUCUAAUCAUUAAUGAUUGUAGUUUCAUAAAUUUACAUAUAUCAUUCAUAUUAUUGCAUUAAUUCCUGUAAAUAUUAAUAGUCGAUCAAUUCUUCUUAGAUUUAUUUGACUCUUACAAAUAAAUAAAACAGAAUUUCAAAUAAUUAAGCAAAUAAGUAAACUGUUAAAAGGUGCUUAAAAACACAUCUGACUUAUUUAUUUGAAAUAUCAGAUAAACGUUUUUUUUAGUUUUUGAAAAUAUGCGUUAUGUUUGAAUGCAUAUCAUACUAAAAACAAAAAAAAGCAGUCAUAUCUUUUCCUGUAUGAUAUAAAGAUAGAAAUUAUUAGCGUAUUUCUUUAUGCUUCACGUUACACGAUCACGUAGAACACGCGAAAGUACUAAAGGAACGUGUUUUGUACUUAAUUAAAUAGAAUUAAUAAUAGUGGAUUUAUUAUUUUGUGGCUUCAUUAGAGGCAAAUAAUUAAGAAAAAAGUUAUAAUUCAUUUGUUUUUCUAUUGGUGAUUUUUAAAGAAUGAUUAUACAUAAAUAUGCACGGAUGGAUUAGGAAAUGAUCUAUAUUAAUCUUUUGAAAUUUUAUUUUAAAUCAAAUUUCGUUUAAUAGAUACUAUCAUGGGUUAAACAAAUUUUUUUAGUAAUUUAUAUACAAAAAGAAAAAUAUUUUGUAAAUUUCGGUAUAUUGAUUUAAUUAAAAUUUUAAUGUUUUUUGUCUAGCAAAUUACGUAAACAUUUAAUUAUAAAAUGUUGCAUUUUUAUUGUUUAAAACGAAUUAUUAAAUUAAAAUUACUUAUUCAGUUUUAUUUAAAAAACUAUCUGAUAUGAAAAAAAAUAAAUUCUAAAAUAGGUUGCAUUGAAAUCAUAAUUAACGAAUAUAAUUAGAAUGAUUUAGAAACGAUUAAUUAUAUAUAUGUUUUAAAAAAGAAAAGUGAAAUAUGUGUGAAUUAUAAGAUACAAACAAAUUAUAAUAAUUAAUUUGUUUUAAAAUAAUAUGGUUUUGAUUUCAUGUAGAAUGAUUUCGGUUCAUGUAGAAAUCCUUAAUAAAAUUAAUAACGAAAUGAAUAUUUUUCGCGAUAUAUGAAAAUAUCACUGAAUAUGAUGGUAUAUAGAAAUGAAAUAUUUAUUGCUUAAAAAUAAAGGGUUUCGUGGAUAAAGCCUAGAAUUAUUCUAAUAAAGGAAUGAUACUUUUUAAUUGAAAUAGAAAUCCUUUAACUAUUGUAAGAAGCGUAUGGUAGAUUUUUAUAAACUACUUACAAAAUACAAAUUCCUUUGUAUUUCAUGCUUAUAAGUAAAAUUGUUAAUGAAA
Messenger RNA from Apis mellifera (honey bee), 4727 nucleotides. Its product is annotated as serine/threonine-protein kinase OSR1. NCBI's taxonomy places the organism in Eukaryota, Metazoa, Arthropoda, Insecta, Hymenoptera, Apidae. The transcript has 15 exons. Gene Ontology annotation, molecular function: ATP binding; protein serine/threonine kinase activity. The record is from RefSeq and is a predicted model, not a curated record. Gene Ontology annotation, biological process: protein phosphorylation. The coding region runs from base 1067 to 2932 and encodes 621 amino acids.